Messenger RNA from Tetrahymena thermophila SB210, 588 nucleotides. Its product is annotated as pterin-4-alpha-carbinolamine dehydratase. The transcript has a single exon. The record is from RefSeq and is a predicted model, not a curated record. Gene Ontology annotation, molecular function: 4-alpha-hydroxytetrahydrobiopterin dehydratase activity. Gene Ontology annotation, biological process: tetrahydrobiopterin biosynthetic process. NCBI's taxonomy places the organism in Eukaryota, Ciliophora, Oligohymenophorea, Hymenostomatida, Tetrahymenidae.
AUGUUUUUAAGAAGAGUGGCUUACCUAUAUAAAAGUUUUUAAAACACUUAGAAGCAAUCUUUUAGCUUUUUUAAUAAUUAGAUUAGCGAUAAAUACGGUAAAAAAUGCUGCCGUUAUCAUUAGGAUGGAAAACCCUUGGCUCCUUAAAAAGUUGAAUAAAUUAAAAAUUCUAUUUCUGAUUUUGUUAAAGGUUGGAAUCUUAAUGAAGACAAAACUAGAUUAAUUAGAUAUUUUUACAUAGAAGACUACAUUAUGGCAGUACAAUUUUUGAAGGAUGUUGCUAAAAUUGAUGCAUUGAACUUUUAAAACUGCCCCUCAUUUUCUUUAUAAAAAGGUGAAUUAUUGACUUUAGAACUUUACUCUCCUCCUUUAAAUGGCUUGAGUUAAUUAGAUUUCUAAUUGGCAAUGAAAAUCAAUGAAAUGAAUCUAGAUGAAUACUUUUUAAUUCCUAUUGAAAAACCUGAAGAUUACAAGAGAUAAGUUUAAAUGGCGAAAAUGAAAAAAUAAAAUGAAUUAAUUCAAAAAUAAUUGGAAGAUGAUUUUAAUAAGAUAAAUAACAAAUUUUAAAAGGAAUCGCAAUAAGCAUGA